Telopea speciosissima is the source of this 1674-nucleotide messenger RNA. Its product is annotated as tRNA-specific adenosine deaminase TAD3. The transcript is spliced from 10 exons. Bases 254 to 1522 code for a protein of 422 amino acids. Lineage: Eukaryota; Viridiplantae; Streptophyta; Magnoliopsida; Proteales; Proteaceae. Gene Ontology annotation, molecular function: tRNA-specific adenosine-34 deaminase activity. Gene Ontology annotation, biological process: tRNA wobble adenosine to inosine editing. Gene Ontology annotation, cellular component: nucleus; cytoplasm. The record is from RefSeq and is a predicted model, not a curated record.
GUGCACGUGCCUACAGUUAAGUGUAUUGGUAAUUUUUCUAUGAAUGAGAUAGAAGAUUCUAGGACGGAUUAUAGACCUUCAGUCUAUUGCAUAACAUCCAAUUAUAUGAAUGAUUUCAUGGGUGAUGAUUCUCUGUAUGACAAGGUAGAUAUAUAUUCCUUCUAGAUGAGAGUAACGACCAACCUUAUAGGUGCAUUAAUGGCUUAAAAAUAUAUAGGUUAGAAGGACUGCUUGAAGUGGAAUAAUACUGAAGAUGGAGGUGGAAAUGAACAAGUGGGAAAUCAUUUAUGUUCCUGACAGCCCACCUCGUCUGAUAAACCAACAACCCACCGUUGAUGUGUUCGCUUCAUUGAUAGAGCCAAAGCUUGCCAACACUCUUGUGAGGCGGUUGAAUCAAAUCGCACCAUUGGAGAAUCUUCGCCAUGUGAAGCGGAUACGGAAGAAUUGCUUUGAAGGAGGAAAACCUCAGUUAUCUGUCAUCUUAUGUCUUGCACUUGAAAGUGAGAAUCAGUCUGCGACCAUACCAAAUGACAUACUUGAGCUAAUAAAUGCCUAUCAGUUGAGUCCUUUCAUUACAAAAGUAGCUAAAUAUGCUGCUUUGUCAAAGGAAGAAUGGGAAGAACAAAGCAAGCUCUGGCCUACAUCAUACCAUCCUCCAACCUACAAUAUUGAUGGCAUCACUGGAUUUAGUGAAGAGGACUCGCAAUCAAUCUUCAACUUCAUGAAAUUUGCGAUUGAACGUGCAAUAUCUGGCCCCUGUUGUGACCAGCAGGUAGUCAAUGCGGCAAUAAUAGUUGAUCCUUCAGUAAGGCAGGUAAUUGCAAAUGCAUGUGACCAAACAUGUGUAUGGGACAAUCCCACAGGCAAUACCUCCUUGGAAACUAGAUGUUGUGAACGGGUGGGAGAUUCUACUGUUCAUAAACCUGAUUCAAAUGGAGUGGUGAUCAGUGAACCUUCACUCUCAGCUUGCAUAGAUGAUGACAGUCAACUAUCAUAUACUGGUGUUUCUUGUCUAUAUCCUAGGAGAUGGACAGAGCAGCGACCAUGUGCUGGAAGUUCUCGUUACUGGCAUCCAUUACGACACGCGGCUCUUGUUGCUAUUGAAUAUGCUACUGAGAGGGAUAGGCGCCUAUUCCCUGGAUCAUACUCAGAAGGUCAACCUAUUCAAGGGGACGACAUGCAGUCUUCUUCCAUGAGCCUACCGGCAAAAAAACAAAAGACAAAAACUACAGAAGAUGAUAGUGACAUGGUCCUGAAAAAAUGUACUGAUAAUUUACCAUCUGAAGUAGUUCGGCCUUACCUUUGCACUGGUUUUGACAUCUACCUUGUUUGGGAGCCAUGUGCAAUGUGUGCCAUGGCACUUGUUCAUCAAAGAAUACGGCGUAUAUUCUAUGCUUUUCCAAAUCCAAAUGCUGGUGCUUUGGGUAGUGUCUAUAGAUUGCAAGGAGAGAAAAGCUUGAAUCAUCACUAUGCUGUUUUCAGAGUUUUGUUACCUGAAGAAAUCCUUUAUAAAAGAAUAUGAGUUAGUUUCCAAUAGACCCUAAUAUCAUCACCUGGUAAAAGGAUUGUAACCUCCAAAGUUCCAGAUACUGCUGCUCAAGAACUGGAUAAAUAAAUCUAUGGAGGAAUAACUUAUAGCAGAUAGUGGUUAUCAUUUAUUUAUUUUUUGAAGAA